Ceutorhynchus assimilis (cabbage seed weevil) is the source of this 3289-nucleotide messenger RNA. NCBI's taxonomy places the organism in Eukaryota, Metazoa, Arthropoda, Insecta, Coleoptera, Curculionidae. The record is from the annotation of a GenBank genome assembly.
UUGAAAUAGCUGUCAUUGUCAGCUGUUUGGUAUUUUCGUUUAUUCGUUUUGAAAUUUGAUUGUUUUUGUAACAUAUUUUUCUUUAUUUUAUAUAAAGUAAAACAAAUCUUAUCAUAAUACUCAUUAAAUUAGAUAAUUCUCAAUUUUAAAGACGCAAAAGUGAUUUUUGGUUUCCAAUCAAAAUGAUGUCAGCAAAUCUUCCCACCAGAACCCUAGGCGAUGGCAUGGAAAACAAUCCGAACAAAUUUCUGGAAAUAAUAAACAUCAACCAACUACAAAAACCAUCACUGGCAAUCCUAAAGUCCAUGGAACCAGUACGACCCACAUCGAAAAUAAUAAAUUUAGUGCCAAAAUAUGUACCUCAAGAAAAGAAGGUGACAAAUAUCAUACUAUCGAAGCCAAAAGAACCCAAAUUUGUACCCUACGAACCUUAUAAGGCAGCAGUGCAACCUAUAAAAUCCAAAAAAGUUAAAAGGCAACCUAUCAGCGUUGAUUUUAAAACCUCUAAAAAUAAUGUGGCAAUUCAGGAGUUGGUAAAACAAAUGUCUGAUAUAAGAACCACGGAAUUAAAUAAGUUGAAAAUGACUGCAAUGGGUGAAGAGGAAGUUAUACCUAAAAGGCAAUGGCAAAAAGAGAGGGAAGCUUACGAAGUGGAUAUUAAAAAUUUGAAAGAAACCAAAGCUCAUCUGGAAAAUCAGUUGAAAUUUCAAGCUCAGGUUAAUAGUGAAUUAAAAACUUUAUUAGUUGCUGCAGUAGGUGAAGAUUUGGAAGCCAGAGUACAGCAUCUUACUGAAGACAAACUGUCCUUGGCCAGAGCCUUACUGAAUUCAGCCAAUCACUUGACAUCACAUCAGGAACAGACUGAAUGGCUGAGCGGACAGUGCGAAGUUUGGAGAAGCAAAUUUUUAGCUUCAAGUUUGAUGGUAGAAGAACUAGCGAGAUGGAAAUCCGCCCUAACAAAACGCACUAGUGACCUGCAAGAACUACUAAAAAGAAUCCUGACUGAUCACGCUAAACUUCAAAAGCAAAUGCUGACAACCUUCAGCAAUUUAAACAUGGUUUACGAAAAAACUUCCAACAAACAAUUCAAUCUAAAAUCGGGUGAUAUUAUGGAACUAGGUACUGCCAAUUUGGAGUUAUCCGAAGAGGUUACUAAAAUUUUAGCUGUUAAUAAUAAUGAGAAGAACUUGCAAGAGAGAACAGAAAAUGCUUAUUCAGCCACAGAGAAAUUAGCUCUGAGGAUUCUAAAAAAUCCUGUGAGUCUUUCUUCAUCCCAAGACGUCCUUUGUAGUGCCUUAGUUGGUGUGGCUCACUCUUUAACUGGAGAUCAAAUGUUCACACAAAAUCCCUUGCUGCAUCCUUGUUGUUCUCAUUGUAAAGGCGAGCUACAGGAUAUUUGACAGGCUUCUUGAAUCAAGGACACACCAAGGCGGGUAGCUAUUAAAAUGCAUUUAUGGUUUAAUUAUUUUUUCUAUAGCAGAUUUUUUAAGCAAUAAUUGGUUAUAUGUAUGAAUAAAUUUAUUUGAAAAAUACACAUAAUAGGUAUUUUUUUUUUUGGUAUUAUGAAUAAGACCCCAAGAUUUACAUGAAAAAUUUCUUUAUUAGCUGUAUCAAAAUGUUCAUCAUGAUAACAUAAAAAUAUAGAUAUAAUAUCGUUAUAUUAAAAAUGUCUGUAUUUCAUAUUGACUAAAGCUCAUUUUUUUAGUAGAUGAUACACCUGUUCAGUCUACAAAAAACUAAGCUGUACAUUACAGUUUAUAUAGUUACCUUAUUCAAUAUAAUUUUGCUAAACAUAUUCCUCUUAGAUAUUAUGAGAGAAAAUUAAUCUGAAAUACAAAGACACAUUUUUUUAUGCUGCGUCAUUUUCAUAAAAUCACCUCUUAUAUUAUAUCCUAUUCACAAUUCGUAGUCCAAAGGUGAAGGUAAAUUUAUCACCUUUCCCUAUAAAAUAGCACUAAAGGUGAUACAUUUUACCUUUACCUUUGGACAUCGGAUUGUGAAUAGAUAAUAGAAGUCGAUAUUUUUGUAAAAGGGAGCCUGAAAAAACUGGAUAUUUGAAAACUACAUAAAGAAAAUUGAAUUUUUAGCAUUUACAUGUGGAUGAGGCGACUUAGCUUUGAAAAUACAUCUCAGUGUCAUACUUUAAAGAGAGUGAAGACACAAUUAUUACAGUUUUGUGAUAUUUGACAUCUCUAUUCAUAUUGUUUAAAACCUUUAGAAUGUUUGAAUUGCAUAGCAAAUUUUUAUUGAAUAGGGUACAAUGUUAUAAUGAUAAUAUCAAGAAUUAUAUCACAAUUACUGAUUAUAAAAUGUACAUUUACAUGUAUUUACAAUGGAAAAUAAAGUGUUAAAAUCUAUAAAAUUGUAAUAUUAAAAUUGCCUGAAGCUGAGUGGACAAAACUUUUAAGGGCGGGUAUUAUAAAACUACUUUGAGAGUUAACUUAAAGUUAACUUCUGAAAUUACAUGUUAUUCAAAAAGUUAACUUCAAGUUAACUGUCAAAGCAGUUUCAUAAUACCCGCCCUAAGUGUUAUUAAGCCGAUGUAAUGCACACAAAGUAUUGAUUGAUUUUCAUCGGAAAGCUUCAGUUUCUUAUUGCAAAUAAAAUUAUUUUGCUCAAUUAUCCCGAUUGAACUUUGUACGUUAAUUAACAACAAGAUAAAUAUAGUUUGAAAAGCGUGAUUCUAGUGAUACGUUGCGUUAGAAAUAUUUUCACAAAAACAAGAUUCAAUUUUAUUUACACAGCAAUUUUAAGUUUUGUUACACUGGAAUCGACUUAAGGUACCGCUGAUGUGUUUUUUACUUGAAUUUAGGUGUUGUUGUGAUGCUACUUAAUUUCCUUAUAUUACAUAGACUAUAGACUACUCAGGAAAUGAUAAAACUGGACAAUUGAAAAUAUUCAUUUAUGGAAAAAUCGUGUUUUUGGAAAAAAAGGAGCGCAGAUUUUUCAUAAUGUUGGUCUAGUGGUACCAAUCAAAGAUUGAUAUGAGAUGAUAUAAGGAGUAAAUGAAAGUAGAUACUUGCCUCAGCUAAAUACAAUUUUGGAACCAAUACAACAAAUACAUAAAAUAAUUUUUCCUGAGUAGUCCACACCACUAUACAGCCAGUUCUAGCUCAAAAAAAUUUCAACCCAAAAUUCGUAGUUUAUUUUGUGAUGUCUUGGUGAUGGGUCCUAGUGAUGGAGGAUGUCCUAGAGAUCGCCAGCCCAGAUAACAGCCCUUUUCGAUCGGUCCACGCUGGCCAGGUAGCUGCCGUAAGGGUGCCACGCCGUUGCAGUCACAGCCGACCUG